UUUGCGCUUGAAGUUGUGUGGUGCGGGUCGCAGCGUCCGCAGAGAACAUUGUUAUUAACUCGAAUGUCGCCUUGGCCGGGACGGUAACGCAAUCAGCUCUGGAAAGCUAUUUAUUAAUUUUUCUGAUGAAUUCAGAGGAAAACAAGAUACAAAAUAUCAAAAUUACCAAUCGCGUUCACGUGUGUGAAACAUUUGAAACCGCAGCCCCUACCCAACACUGGACCCAGCGGCGGCAGGAUUACAACAGACGCCAACCCCAACACACCAGCCAGCCAGCCCCAUCCAUCAGCUGUGCGGCAAUGCCAACAAAAUGAACAGUAAAGAACAAGCAGCAGGCCGGGUGGAAUUCAAACGCAACUCAAAUGCCUACGCUAGUCUACCACCCACACCAUCGACAUCCUCCUCGGCAGCAGGUGCCUCCACAGGACACACAGCGGGCAAGCCGCGCAGACAGCAGCAACAACAACAAGAGGAGCCAGAGCGUUAUGGACUCUCGCACAGCCUCUCGAGCGAAUCGAUCCGGCAGUCCUGCGACUAUUACGACGACGAACUGAGCGAUGAGGAUCUGAUUGAGAUCCAGCAAACACCACAGGGCUUCCACCAGCAGAAGCAGAAGCAAAAACAGCAGAAGCAGCCGCUACAACUGCAACCCAUUAGCUUUAAGAUGGAGAUACACGAGGACGACCGAAGUGCCUUCUGUGGCAGCCAGGAGAUGCAGCCGCCGCCCCUGAGUACGCCCAUCAAGCGAGAUCAGGCCGAGACGAACGAGGCCGAGCUCUGUGUGCUGAAUGAACUGGACGCCAUACUGGACGUGCACGGUGCCUCGCAGCUGAAUGGCAGCUCCUCUCGCACCAACUCCCCAUCGCUGAACAGUGCCAGCGACGAUGACAAGGUGGAAGACUAUCUCAUGGAUCUGGACAACUAUCUGGAGGAAAUGGACAAUGCCCUGAGUCGAGAGGACUCUUUGGUCAUCAUUGAUGGCCACUCAAGCCUCAAGCGAGAGCCAAGAACGCGCACCCUGCCGCUGAGUAGGAAACGAAAGGCACACAAAAAAUCCGCCCUUGAUGAUGAUGCCACGUCCAGUGGCCUGAUGGGCGACGGAGACUUCCAGCGGGAGCAUCAAAUACGGAAGACCUUUAGCUGCUCCCUGAGGCCCAGCACAAGCCAAGCGGCCUCCCUGGAAGCGCCGCCUGACGAGCCAGUCGCCGAUGUCUGGUGUCGUCAGUCCUUGCGACGCGCCAUGGAGCAGCAGCACCACUCAGAACCAGAUGAGACCAAAGCCACACUGGGGGAGGAGGAUGACUUGCCCACAUUGCUAGUGGAUUUACAGCCCAGGCGGGAGGCGGAUAUGCGACGUUGUUUUUCGCAGGGCGAUUGCCCAGGAUUGCAACAGGAACCACAACAGUAUGGCUCGGAGAUGCUCACCGAUGCUCACAUCUUUGAUAAUCUCCUGCAGAACGAACAGCGGACGGCGGCGCGUGCCUCGAGCGAGGAGCGACCCCGGCAAUAUGGUCGCCGCCUGGAGGGACCUCCCACGCCGGCUCGUGGCAGCAUAGCUGUGGGCCAGAGCCGUCCACAGAGUGCCCCAACGAGGGUGUAUUUGCCGGAGCCGGAGACGCCGACGCAUCAAAUGAUGACCACCUGCUCGGAGCUGAGUUCGGCCCGCUCCUCCCGAAUGCCCAGCCCCUUGUCCCUGGUCUCGGAUAGCAGCAGCAGCUCGGUGAGCACCCACGACCAGGAGGAUCAGGAUCAGGAUCAGGUGGAGCUGCAGGCGCAGAGCACCACCAUGUGCAGUGCCAGCAGCACCACCCCCUUGGAGCCGCUGCAUCUGCCGCUCAGAGAGAAGUGCGGCUUCAACAGCCAGUGGCCGCAUGCCGCCAGUCGCGCUCUGGCCCUGAUGGCCUGCACCCUCGGAGUGUUCAAUUUGUGCCGCUUUGCCGUGCUCACCAUGAACUAUGGCGGCAACUUCUUGCUCCAGUUCCUGAUGCUCUCCAUUAUCUUUGGCAUACCGAUCUUCUGGCUGCAGAUGUGCCUGGGGGCCAAGAUCCGUGCCGGCCCUGUAUCCAUGUGGAAGAUCAGUCCGAUCUGCUCCGGCGUGGGCAUUGCUUUGGUCAUGGUCCAGUGCUUCCUGGCCAUCUACUCGACGGUGUCGAUUGCCUGGAUUCUGGUCUAUCUGCGGGACGUCUUUCCCACAGCCCAACGCAUCGGCUACCCCUGGCAGGAGGUGGCCUUUCCCUUUUGGAAUCACACGGCCAACUCCACCGGGAAUCUCACCCAAACGGUGGCCGAGUACUUCAAUAUUGUGGUCCUACAGCGGCUGCAUCUGGCCAAGCAUCCAGAUGCGAGUGGAGUGCGCUUUCAUGUCAAUGAUCGGCAGCUGGCGUUCUACCUGGCCCUCAUCUGGGCGGGCGUCUUCCUCAUACUCUGCAAAGGACUGAAAUCUCUGGGAAAGUUUGCGUAUAUCAUCAACACCUUGCCCCUGGUGGCCCUCAUGGUGGUGACAGUGAAGUUUCUCUAUGCUGUGGAUCCCACAACGCUCCAGAACAUUUUCGCUGCCAGCGAUUUUGAUGAGUUUCUGGUGAACUCCAACAGCUGGACGGCGGCCACACAGGAGACCUUCCUCACGUGGGGCCUGCUGGGUGCCUCGGUGAUAGCCAUAACCAGUCGCACCCAUGCCAGUGCCUCGAAGGCGACUCUGCGACGCGAUGCCAUUGUCCUGGUGCUGCUCACCUUUCUGGGUUUGGGCCUGAUGGCCCUGCUGGCCCUGUGCUGUGCCCAGAUUCUCUGGCAGCACGGCUACAUCUAUGUGCCAGGAUCCUUUGAAAACGCCGACAGCUAUACGUCCGUGUAUUCGCUGCAAGCGAACACCAAUCCCCAGCUGCUGUCGUAUCCACGGGCGCUGGUGCCGCACUAUUCGUCGUUCAUUGGGGAGACGUAUCGUCGGAAUCGCACCAUGAUCCAUAUUGAGAGCGGCUUCCAGGCGCUGCGCUUCAUCACCGAACUCUUUCCGGCCGUUCUAUCUCUGGCCAGCGAGAGCAUCUCCUGGGUUUGGGCUGCCGUAGCGUUCGCCCUGUUCGCCUGCUUCGGCUUGGCGCAGUUGUGUGUGAUGUGGAAGCCCAUCUCGAGUGCCCUCGGCAACUCGACCAGCUCCGUGCUGCUGAGCUGCGUCACCGGGCUGCUGCUGAGCAUUCCCUUUGCCACCGAAGUGGGAAUUUCGAUACUGUACUACGUGGACUUUCUGCUGGGCGGCUCCUGGUUUAUACCCAUCAUCUGGACGGCGCAGAUAUUUGGUGUGUUCCUGAUACGCGGACGUCCCUACAAUGGCGAUGACUUGGUGAAUGAUCUGCGCAUGUGCGGCUCCAUGUCCGCCUUCCUGGCCCUCUCCUGGAAUGUCCUGCUGCCCAUUGGCCUGAUCACGCUCUCGGUGGUCGACUACAAGGCAUCGUUGUCGAAUCAGUUCUACUAUUGGCGCGGCAAGUCGUACUUUAGCUACUGGCUGCGGAAGACGGGCAGCCUCAUCCAAAUUGGCAUUGUUUUGGUUAUUCCCGUUACGGCCAUCAUCCAGAUCUAUCGGUAUUUGACCCACGGACCUCCCGACAUUCUGGAGCGCAUUCAACUGUUGUACCGACCGCCGGAGGAGGGAGACGAGCCGCGACGUCCAUCGGCCCGGCAGGCCACAUCGCAGGGCCGUCGCAAUGCCUCCGGCCAUCAGCCGGACAAUGGCCAGCUUGACGCCCAGAACGAUGCUCCGCCCAAGUACACGCCGCCGCCAUCCUACACCACAGCGACAGGAGCUCGUUUGGCCAAACUUCUGCGCCAGAGUAUUCGACGCAGCGUGCGCAGAGUACUCGGGGGUUCUUCGAGCCGCACGCGACCCGUGCUGAGCAUCGAUGCGGAGUCUGGAUCGCCGGUGGCACCGCCCGACUAUCUGACCAUUCUAACCAAUCCGGCGGGAAGCAGCUCCCAUGCAGAGGCGGAGCUAUCGCCAGCUGGCAGCGGCAGCGGCAGCACCAGCAGUCCCGAAUCGAUUGAGAUUGGGCAACGUCCCAGCCAUGCUAGCUAUGCACAACGUUCGCAGUCCCUGGGCCGGAAGCUGCAUCGCCCAGGAUCGGAGACAGUGUCCACAUCGGCCAUGGCCACGUUGGAGCGGCGUCCGUACACCGCCGAGGAUGUGGUUACGAUUUUGCGCUCCUCAGUGCGACAUCGCCAGCCGCCGCUGCCACGUCAGGGCGGAGGCGGAGGCGGGGGACUAAGUGGCACUGCCAACACCUUGCCACGUCCGCCUGCGGCCAUGUCCACGCACCUGGAGGACGCCUCGUUCCGCUCGAUCGAGAACUUGGUGCUAAAUGCCGAGCCGCCCGACCGGACGCCCGGCGUGGAUGUGGAGGAGUGUGCGCAAAAUAAUACAUCUGUGAUUUAAUUGACUAAUUUCGUAUCGUACAGAAGCCAGUUGCUGUACGAUCCACAUAUCUGCUUGCUUUUUUUAGACUUGAUUAGUGCUAGUUAUACAAAUACGAAUAUUAGUUGUAGUUAUGCGAAUAAUAAUGAAGGAACAACUAAA
Molecule: messenger RNA, 4561 nt
Organism: Drosophila persimilis
Lineage: Eukaryota; Metazoa; Arthropoda; Insecta; Diptera; Drosophilidae
Gene: bdg
Exons: 8
Coding region: 311-4420 (1369 amino acids)
Biological process (GO): sodium ion transmembrane transport
Cellular component (GO): membrane
Source: RefSeq, a predicted model, not a curated record